AUGUCUUCUCAGGAGCUACUCCACGAGCCACCAUCCAUAUCACCAGAAGAGUUCGAGUUUGGAAGACUAAAACCCCUUUCACAUAGUGCUGAAAGCAUCUCAAAAGCCAUCAUACAAUUCAACAAGCGAGAGACCUAUAGUGUAUAUUCGAUGGCUGAGGACCCAUGCCCACGAAGACGAAUGGGGGCGGAAAACUUUAAGCAUCAUGGCACGUGGAAUCUGGGGAAUCCUCACAACCUUGAAGAUAUCAAGAAAUACUUUGGCUACUUCAAUGAUGUUUAUUUCAACGGACUUUUGACUGGCUACUGCACGCUAGAGCUAGUGGACGGAGGUGCGAUGAAGAGACGUUAUGGCUCCGAUUGCGGAGGCCGCUGCCAACCUUACUUUCCCGGAGAAGAAAUAGAUAGCCGUCACAAGGCCACGAAGCCUCAGAUAAUCAUCACGAUACGAAGCCUAGCAAAUUAUAGGGACAAAUACGCUGCCAUCAAAGAAUACCACCUUGUCAUAUUGCAUGAAAUGCUUCACGCAAUGUUCGACAUCUUUGAGUGUCGUUGUUAUAGGGGUUGUCUUGAUAGAACGAACCGAGAAGCCAGUGGGGGACAUCAUAUUGCUUGGCAAGCAGCUGCAAAAGCCUUGGAGCGCGGCGUAUGGCUUGGAGCAAAUCCGUUUGAUUUGUACUUCGAUCUGCGCAGAGAAGUCUGCUUAGCUGCUGACAUGAUGCUCGGUAACAAGCUGCCCAACGAAGCCACUCUCCGUAUCCUCCGCCUAGACAUUGAACUGAUAUUAAAGAGUUUGAAAGAGCAGAGAGCAGAAGAAAAUCAAGACUUAAAGGAGCGUAGUGCUUGGUCUAGACUAAUCAGAGCAAGCAAUAGCUGUAUCUCAAAACAGCAGACGGUAGAUGCUUGGGACAGGAACUUUGGCUUCGAAAGAGAUAAGUGGCCGUAUCGAAGCCAUUGCAUGGAGAGAGGGGAACGGGACCUAUGGGGAAUGCCAAGUUCCACCAUAUCUGCAAAUGAACUCUGGCAAUUCAGAGCCUAG
Molecule: messenger RNA, 1038 nt
Organism: Mollisia scopiformis
Lineage: Eukaryota; Fungi; Ascomycota; Leotiomycetes; Helotiales; Mollisiaceae
Exons: 1
Coding region: 1-1038 (345 amino acids)
Source: RefSeq, a predicted model, not a curated record